Didymodactylos carnosus is the source of this 819-nucleotide messenger RNA. NCBI's taxonomy places the organism in Eukaryota, Metazoa, Rotifera, Eurotatoria, Philodinida, Philodinidae. The record is from the annotation of a GenBank genome assembly.
UCGAAAGUGCCACGAAUUUUGUAAGUCUUAUAAGAAUCUGAUAAGAGAUUUGUAAGAACUUUGGAAUUGUCAGAAGCUCAAAGAGGAAAAAUUCAAUAACAACGAAUAUGCAACAACUUAAUUGCUAGUAUAACGGGCUUUCAUCUGACUGUUUUCGGUUAGCAAAGCUUCGGAAAUGUAAAGACAGUCUAAAAACCGGGUACGCAAUUCUAGCGUAUCAAUUAGUUAAUCGUUGCGAAACGAAAAAAAUCAAUAUUUUAACUUUUUUACAAAUUUCGAAAACUUUAGAAAAUUUUGGUUAGAAGACCACCCUAAGAAGUUUGAUCACAAUAGAAAGGUUGACUGAGCUUAAUAAUGUAUACAUAGGUUUGCAUUUUUAAUCGAGCCACAUUUUUUCAUCUAUUGUUCUUUCUUUCAUCUGAUAGAAUAUUAAAAUCCUAUCCGUCAAUAAAAACUGUUUUUAUAUCAAGUAUUGUUAUGGCUGAAGAUAAUAAUAUUGAUUUGAAUGAAAAUAAUGAAGCAAGUUUAAUAUGGAAACGUGAAUUUAAAAGUCGAGUAUUAACUCAAUUACUUCAUGUAUUAGAUGAAAUAGUAUCAUCGAUCCAGUAUGAUGAUGAAAAUGCCAUAAAAAUGAAAAUUAAGACGUUAAGUAAUUCUCAUUCAAUGCAUAAUCUAGACUAUAUGUCUUUAAAGCAAAGUAUACUUGAUGCAAUAAAAGUCGAAAUUAAUGCUAAUAUUAUACAAGAACAAAUUUUGAAUAAAUUUUUUACAUUUGUUUUUGAUCAGAUCAAUAACGAUAUUAAAAGUGACAGUGCAUAA